AUGCGUAUCGCUUAUGUUGUUGCUGGACUGAUCGCCCUGAAUGCGAACCUCUCUGAAGCCCGUGUCGUUGCGCCUCAUGGCUCCCAGAUAAACAUCUCCACUCCAGUCCUUGCGAAGAGAGCACCGGCUGAGCGUGGUGACAUGAACUCGACGAAGGAGGAGGACGAUACCCCUGCAGAUAAAAAGCCAGACUCCGACGAUGCCGUCGGCCGUGUCCACUCCAGUGUCCACGGCGGAUCGGCCGCCCGGCCCGGCUCUUCCAAAUCGGCCUUCCGGACUAUCAUCCCCGGAGCCCAAGCCUCUGACCGGGACGGCUACACCCGGCCGGCUCCUUCCGACCCCAAUCACGGCUCGCCGCUCGACAAGCUCACCUUCCUCAUCAAGCCCGUCGCACACAACGCCACUCACGAGGUUCCAGCCGAGGCCGAAUCGCACGCCCCCCAGCCUGCUGAGGCGCUCCUCAGAGCUGUUGAGCACUUCCGUGAGGAUGUCACCCAUCAGCUUCCGGUCCAUGUCCCGAGCGACGUCGUGUCUUCCACAACCUCCAGCCCCCUCUCAGCACCGUCGCACCUAGUCACCCCAGUCAUCCACCAGUUGCCAAUCGCCGGUGAUGGCAGCUACGGAGAUGUCCUCCCUCUGUCCCAAGUGACCAACACCAUUGACUCGACCAUCCCAAAUGUCGCCCAAGACCCAUCUUCCUUACUCUCCAGCUUACCUGUUGGCGGCUCGAGACAAGCCAGCAACUUAAUCCCUUCCACUCUCCCUAAUCUCGCCAGCAUCACCCCGAACUUGUCCACCCUUCCUCUCCCAAUCGUUGGCGGAAACCCCGGUGGUUCCGACAGCGGCCUUCCAGUGCCUGUUCCUUCUGACCUAACCAGCAUUAUCAGUCCCAUCGUUUCAAGUCUUCCAGUAGGGGGUGUUGCAAGCGCUCUCCCAGUAUCAGACCCGACCGAUGUAGUCAACCGCGUCUUCUCCAACUUGCCCGUCGGCCAAUCUCCCAUAGGCUCUCUUCCCGUCGACCCCUCGACUCUGGCGAGCCCCAUCCUCUCCGGCUUGCCGGUUGUCGGCGACGGGAACGCCGGAUCCCCCUUGAGCUCCCUUCCUCUCGACCCAUCCACCUUGGUUAACCCAGUUAUCUCCAACUUGCCUGCUGGCCAAUCAGCUAGCAACAUCAUCCCCGGAUCCGCCUUGAGUUCUCUGCCAGUUGACCCUGCUAACUUGGCCAAUCGAGUCAUCUCCAACUUGCCAAUCGGUGACGGAAGCUCCGGAUCUCCCCUGAGCUCUCUCCCGGUAGACCCCUCCACUCUGGUCAACCCGAUCCUUUCCAACCUGCCUGUGGGCCAGUCAAACGGCUACACCCAAGGCCCCGGAACGCCUUUGGACUCCCUCACCAACCCAACUGGUUUGGUGAGCCCAAUCCUAUCCAACUUGCCAGGACCCCAAUCUGUUGGCAGCGUGAUUCCUGGAGCCCCGUUGAGCUCUCUCCCUCUCGACCCGGCAAACUUGGUCAAUCGUGUCAUCUCGAACCCAUUAGGCGGGGACGGCACUUCCGGAUCUCCCUUGAGCUCGCUUCCUGUUGACCCCUCCACCCUGGUCAGCCCGGUCCUCUCAAACUUGCCAUUAGGCGGUGCCGGAAGCUCUGGAUCUCCCUUGAGCUCCCUCCCAGUCGACCCCUCCACCCUGGUGGGCCCGGUCCUCUCCAACUUGCCAUUAGCUGGUACCGGAAGCUCUCCCUUGAGCUCCCUCCCAGUCGACCCCUCCACCCUGGUCAGCCCGGUCCUCUCAAGCUUGCCAGUCGGAGCCGGGUCCGGAAGCCCCUUGAAUGCUCUACCAGUUGACCCAACUACCCUAGUCAGCCCGAUUCUGUCCAACUUGCCGGUAGCUCAAUCCGUCGGCAACGUGAUUCCUGGAGCCCCGUUGAGCUCUCUCCCUCUCGACCCGGCAAACCUGGUCAAUCGUGUCAUCUCGAACCCAUUAGGCGGGGACGGCACUUCCGCAUCUCCCUUGAGCUCGCUUCCUGUUGACCCCACCACCCUGGUCAGCCCGGUCCUCUCGAACUUGCCAUUAGGCGGUGCCGGAAGCGCUGAAUCUCCCUUGAGCUCCCUCCCAGUCGACCCCUCCACCCUGGUCAGCCCGGUCCUCUCCAACUUGCCAUUAGCUGGUACCGGAAGCUCUCCCUUGAGCUCCCUUCCAGUCGACCCCACCACCCUGGCCAGCCCGGUCCUCUCAACCUUGCCAGUCGGAGCCGGUGCCGGAAGCCCCUUGAACGCUCUACCAGUUGACCCAACUGCCAUAGUCAGCCCGAUUCUGUCAAACUUGCCGGUAGCUCAAUCCGUCGGCAACGUGAUUCCUGCAGCCCCGUUGAGCUCUCUCCCUCUCGACCCGGCAAACUUGGUCAAUCGUGUCAUCUCGAACCCAUUAGGCGGGGACGGCACUUCCGGAUCUCCCUUGAGCUCGCUUCCUGUUGACCCAUCCACCCUGGUCAGCCCGGUCCUCUCGAACCUACCCCUCGCCGGCACCGGAACCUCCGGAUCCCCCUUGAGCUCUCUUCCUGUCAACCCAUCCACAUUGGUCGCCCCAGUUCUAUCCGGUAACCUGCCUGUUGUUGGAUCAGUUACUGACACUGUUAACGCGCCCCUCGCCAGUUUGCCCAUCUCAAACACCAACCCCACCACUGGCUACUACUGA
This is a messenger RNA of Puccinia triticina, 2688 nucleotides long. RefSeq lists its product as uncharacterized. Lineage: Eukaryota; Fungi; Basidiomycota; Pucciniomycetes; Pucciniales; Pucciniaceae. The record is from RefSeq and is a predicted model, not a curated record. The coding region runs from base 1 to 2688 and encodes 895 amino acids. The transcript has 2 exons.